This is a messenger RNA of Plasmodium yoelii, 1659 nucleotides long. RefSeq lists its product as uncharacterized. Gene Ontology annotation, biological process: folate import into mitochondrion; nucleotide transport. The record is from RefSeq and is a predicted model, not a curated record. Gene Ontology annotation, molecular function: folic acid transmembrane transporter activity; FAD transmembrane transporter activity. Lineage: Eukaryota; Apicomplexa; Aconoidasida; Haemosporida; Plasmodiidae. The transcript has a single exon. Bases 1 to 1659 code for a protein of 552 amino acids.
AUGACAAAUACUAAGGAUGAUAAUAUUAAUGAAUCACAAUCACUCAAUGAGGUAAAAAAGAGAACGCUAAAUUUUAUGAUUUCAUCUUCUAUAAUUUUAUGCAUAUUACAUCCAUUAGAUACUAUAAAAACAAGAAAGCAAAUAUACAAAAUAUAUAAAAACUCUUAUCCAUAUUAUUAUAAUAAUAAAUAUAAUUUAUUUUAUAUAUUUAAAAAAGAAAAAAUAGAAAGUUUAUAUCGUGGUCUAGUAGCUAGCUUAAUUACUACAGGUGUUUCUCAUGGGGCGUUUCGCUUUAUUUAUGAUACAUUAAAUUAUCAUAUUUUUCACGGUUUAAAUAAAGAAAAGAAGGCUUGUACAAAAGAUGAGAACUUUUUGGAUGCAAAAAAUGUCAAUUAUCAAGAAAAAAGCAGAAAUAGACCAAAUACGAAUAGUAUGAAAAAUGAAAAUAAUGCUGAAUUAAUAGAAAAUAAUAAGGUGAUGAAAAAUAUAAACACCAAUUAUAAUAAUAAUGAUGAAAUAACCAAAAAAAAUAAAAACAUGAAUUAUUACAUUCUUACAAGUUGUGUAAGUUCAUUAAUUGGGGCUUUAUUUCUUCAUCCUAUAUGGUUAGUAAAAACUAAAAUUGAAUGCACAAUAAAUUUAAAUUAUAAAUUUUUAAAUUAUAAAGAUAGAAUUACAAAUAAAAGAUAUCAAAUAUAUAGUCCCAAAAAUAAAUCAUGUUUUUCGAGAACUACUGCACAUGUGAUUAAACUGUUAAAUGCUUCUAAUAAUAUGCAAGGGUAUACAAAAUUUCCAAAAAACAGUAAAAAAGUGAGAUACAUUAUAAGUAAUAAUGGAAGCAACAACGGAAAUUUCUUUAGGUGGUAUAAAAACAAUUUCAUAUAUAAUAAAAGUACCAAAGUUAGAUCUAAAUAUAAUUCACUUUCUUAUAUUAAUAAAAAAAUGAUAAACACAUCUUUUUCAAAUUAUAGUAAAAUAAAAAAAUAUAUUCUGCAUAAUUACAUUUUAUACAAAUAUCAUCCUAUAUCAUUCACAGGAAAUAGACAAAAAAUGGCUAAUAAUAUGAUCACCAAUUUACGAAAAAAGUUUUAUAAAAGAUACAUAUUAUAUUCAAAAAUACCAGUUAAUAAUAAUACAAUAUUAAGAAUAUUUAAAAGAGAGGAAUGUAAAAAUUCUUUGAGCUCUAUUUAUGUAUAUAAAAAUUAUUUCCAAUUUAUAUAUAGUAUAUAUAAAAAAGAAAAAUUGGCAUCAUUUUAUAAAGGAUUUUUAGCUUCCUUAUUAUUAACACCCCAUGUAGCUAUUCAAUUUUUUACUUAUGAAUAUUUAACGCAAUGUAUCAGUGCUGAAUAUAUACAAAACUUAUUUAAAGGCAGAAAUCUUAGUAUUGAAGAAAAUACUGUAUCCAAAAUUUUACCAUUUAUAUAUGGUGUUAUAUCAAAAUAUAUUUCUAUUAUUAUUACAUAUCCUUUAUAUACAAUAAAAAUGAGACAACAAGUGCAAAUGAAACAUUUUGGGUUUUUAAAUGUAGUACAUAAUAUUUAUAAAACAGAAGGAAUUAAAGCUUAUUAUACAGGAAUUACCACACAUUUGUUAAGGAACUGUUUACAAAACGGAUCCCUUUUUUUUAUUUUUGAGUAUCUAAAUAAUGAAAAGUCAUGA